Molecule: messenger RNA, 4047 nt
Organism: Plasmodium inui San Antonio 1
Lineage: Eukaryota; Apicomplexa; Aconoidasida; Haemosporida; Plasmodiidae
Exons: 1
Coding region: 1-4047 (1348 amino acids)
Biological process (GO): maturation of LSU-rRNA from tricistronic rRNA transcript (SSU-rRNA, 5.8S rRNA, LSU-rRNA)
Cellular component (GO): nucleolus
Molecular function (GO): ATP binding; nucleic acid binding
Source: RefSeq, a predicted model, not a curated record
AUGAAUUCCAAGUGGCUAUCUCGGUGGAGGUACCCCCAAUGGGGAAAAUCAUCACCUACGUUGCAAUACUUUCAGCAGCCCAAAUUGUUGAGAACGAAAAGGAGGAUCAAAUGGGUGAAGGAUUCCGAAAGUCGUACUGCAGACGAAACGGACGAAUACAUGAAUCUCAGCCAAGGCAGCAACAUGUCUACUUCCAUCCCAGGGGAAGGAGAAGAAAAAAAAUGUGAAACAGCCAUCUGGGGAAGCAACCCCCCUCAUGAAGAUCAACCCAGUAAGGAGAAGUACACACAAAAGGGUACCCCUCCAAAUGAGCAACUCCGCAAAAGGUACCAAGGGGUGCAAAAAAAACUCUAUCAAAAGUAUAACCACCAGGGAGUAGGAAGCGACCCGCAUAAGAUAGAGACAUACCAGAGGAACUACGAAGAAGUGAACGAGUUAAAUAUCCAUAGAAUGUUACUUCUAGGAUUGAAAACACUAAACAUAACCGAAUUGAAUAAAAUGCAAAUCAACAGCUUUCUAACCAUACAGCAGGGGAAAGAUGUGCUCAUAAAUUACCCGGACGGGUCAGGAAAAACCAUAGCCUACUUGAUGCCCCUCCUAAACAAUAUCUACUUUGUUCAUGACUAUUUGGAGGAGCUAAUCCUUGAAAGCUAUCAUGGAGGAAAAAGAAAAAGCUGCGGAAACUCCGUCCGGGAGAACUUCAAAUUUAACAACAACUUUGAUUUGUCCCACGAAAUGAGGAAGUACUUUCUCAAGUAUAGUCACUACAGGAGGAAUAUACUGCUGGAAGAUAAUGCCCCUCAGGUGGGGAAGAAGAUGAACCAGAAAUUUCACUUGCUGCCAAAUCACUUUGAUGAACUGGACGAAGGAUCCAUGCGUGGGUCUCCUCACCUAGGUAGGAUGCAUCGCACGCAGAGGAAGAAAAAAAGAAAUACAUCCAUGGGGGAGGAUCCAAAUUGUGCAGAAAUCUUCUCACCACAUGAGAAGCAAACUGGUAAUGAACACAGAACCGUCAGCCUCAUGAACAAACUCAUAGAAGUAAUCAAAAUUAACCGAAUCAACCUGAACAACAUAAAUAGUGACCGUACCAAUAGGGAAGAGCUAGCCAAAUUGGAAAACAUCCUAAUGCACAACAUUAAGGUUAAGGAGAAGGAAUCAAACUGGGUGGAUACCCCUCCAGAUAAUGGCGAUAAUGACCACAAUCGCGAUAGUGACGAGUGCAUAUACCGCUACCUAACUAGGAACCCUCUACAAAUUAAUAAGCCAGUUAUUAUCCUAACGGUGAAUAAAGACAAUAUAAGUCAAAUUGUCCGAGUGAUAAAACAACUGGACGUGCUUAACCGGAUCAACAUACAAACGUUGAAUGACGUACCCUACGAGGACACGCAUCAUUCCAAUAUGGAUGAAAGGACCAACAUAGACUCGGAAAAUCAGGAAAUGGAAAUGCUUCAGUUAGAGAAGAACUAUCAUCUCGAAAAUAUACACGUGGUAAACGUUAACCGAGUUGCCAACCCCGUGUUGUGCAAAGAUGAAAUCAUGUGGACAUGUGCAGACAUAGUGAUUACCACUCCGGACAUCUUUCUCCACACAUACCAAAAUGAGCGGACCAAAAAGAUCCUCCCAUCCAUAAUCAUAUUCGAUGAAGUAGAUAUGCUGUUUCAAAAUAAUGCUUACAGAAAUACAAUGAUGAACAUUUUUCACAUUGUUAAGAGGAGACCUGAGAUUUAUAACCCUCAUAUUGAUAUAAGCAGUGGAGGAUUGGAAGAUGUCGCCACCUCCAUUGAGGCUGCCUUAACCAGCGGUGAGGCGAAAUCAGCUCCAUUGACAAGCGAUGGAGCGAAAACGGCUCCCUUUGGGCAACCCCAAGUUUUAAGUACCUUCCCAAGUGGACUUCAUUCCGUUGGCAGCCACUUAGAAUGCAGCCAAUUUGGAGACCUGGACAUGUCGCCUGUUGAGGGGGCCAAAGGGGGCAACCCCGUCGAGGAUGCCCACCCCAAGGACCCCCCCCAGGGGGAAAACCCGCAAAAGGCGAAAAGGAUAGAAAACGCGAAAAAGGCAGAGAAGGCGAAAAAGAUAGAAAACUCGAAAAACGCGGAACACGCGCGAGAGCUGCCGCUACUCCAGAUGAUAUACGUCAGCUCGACGCUGCCCUCUGUGGGACACACCACCGCGGGGAGCAUGCUGGCAGAACGGUUCAGCAACAUGGUCGAAAUUGUGUGUAGGGACAACUACCAAAUCCCGAGAAACGUGCGCACCCAGUGGAUAGAACUAAACAGGGAUAAAAUUUUAAGCCACUACCUGUUUAGCGGCGUGGCCGGGGCCACACGCGAGGGGGAGGAUAGCUCCGGCAUCACUCCCAACGAUGAGGGGAACUCCACUCAGCAUAGCGGUUCUGACACUCCCCAUCGGGACAGCCUGAAGGACGCCGCUCUGUCCAGAAAGAUCGACAAACUGGAGAAUAGCUCUUUCGAGCACAGACUGGAUUUGCUAAUCCACGUUUUGAAAAGGUACCACGAGUGGUCAACUAGCUCAGAAAUGAACAGACAUGUAGAAUUUUCUGAACAUGGUGAGGCGAAAAAGGAUACAACUACCAACCCAGCAGGAAGGGAAGAGAAAAAAAAAAAAAACUUUGCAAGCUCAAGGAAAGGGGGGAAAUUCCACCUAAUUCACAACAAAGCAGUGUACAAAACGAUCGUCUUCGUUAACAGCGUAAAGGAUUGCAUCCGGAUAUAUUUUUUUUUAAAAAAACACAACUGGCCCGUCUUCUGCUUUCACAAAAACAUAUCAAUGAAUUCGCGGAUGCAAAAUCUGCACAACUUCCACCAGGCGCAUGUUGCCAUUUUGGUAACCACCGAUUUGUUGAGUAGAGGCAUAGACACCAGAAAUGUGGACCACAUAAUUAAUUUUCAUUUUCCUUCCGACGCGAUAACGUACCUGCACCGGCUAGGAAAAAUGAACAGGAGCGGCGGUGACUUUCAUAAUGACCUUAAUCGCCAUAAUAACGCGGAACGAGGGCAAAUGCGGCACGGGCGCGCCCCCCUGGAGGAGGAACACAUCGGUGGAGAAGCACAAACGGAGCGGUUACACCAAGGAGACACAACUUCGGAGUAUAUUCCAAAUCAUGGUCAAGACAAAGACAACAUGUUUCUCCUCACAAAUAAAACCUUUCUCGUGACAAACUUCUUAUCAUUUUCAAAUCUCCCCUUGGCACAGUCCAUUAGAAGUUGUGAUGAACAAAAUGCGAGUUUGCUUCCGCUCUUUUCAAGGAAAAAAUCUUUCAAAAUGAAAAUUAAGAGAAAGGAAAAUAAUGCCCUUGGGGAGGACAACAGAUACAUCGACGUUGGGGCGGAGGAAGAGGAUGAUAUCGACAUGGAUGGUGAUUUUCCUUACGUGAAGCAGCCAGCAUCGCAAAGUCGACACUCCUCCCACCAGGAAGAGGCACCAUUCGAGAACCGUCACUCGACGGAGCCCUCCACAUGCGAAAAUGACGAGAGAAAUGUCUACGUCCAGGCGCCCUUCUCCGUUUUUUCGCUGGACGAUUUGGGCGAGGAGUCAGAAGAGAGUGACACAGAUGAGGAAGGCGCGAAUGAAGCAGGCGCAAACGAAGACUACACAGAUGAAGACUACACGAGUGAACACUACACGAGUGAACACUACACGAGUGAACACUACACAGAUGGAGCAACCCUACCGUGUAGCAAAUUCGCCCAACGGAGAGCAGCGGCAAAAGGAAAAACUGAAACAAAACAUAACCCGCAUGCUCGCGAUGACCACGCGGGCGAGUUCGAUGCGGAGACACCCCUCUGUGAAGAAAAGAAAUCCAUUCGAAGAUGUCACCAGUCGAGAGUGCCUACCGGCGAUGCCCUCCCUCGUGAUAAAAUCCCAUCCUGGGAUGACGUCCAAUUUGACAAGAAAAAAUUUCUGGUGGAGAGAUUCAAGAGCAGGGAUUGCUACCUGAUGGGGCAAGUCAAACGGGGGAAGCUCAUCUUUAAUAACUUCGAAAGUAAUGCAGAUGGAGACGAUGAUGAGGAGGAGUUGCUCUUUUGA